This is a messenger RNA of Ahaetulla prasina, 5794 nucleotides long. RefSeq names its product serine protease 54 (gene PRSS54). Gene Ontology annotation, biological process: proteolysis. Gene Ontology annotation, molecular function: serine-type endopeptidase activity. The transcript has 17 exons. The coding region runs from base 185 to 2677 and encodes 830 amino acids. The record is from RefSeq and is a predicted model, not a curated record. NCBI's taxonomy places the organism in Eukaryota, Metazoa, Chordata, Lepidosauria, Squamata, Colubridae.
UUGGUUUCCCAGUAAUGUGGGAGGGAAAAAGGAACCAACUCAGAAACAAGAUACAGAGACACAAGAUGCAGCCUGUCUUCCUUGAAAUCUGAUCCUUGGAGGUUGAAAGUUAGAUAAGCAUUUCUGUUUAUAAGUACCCACACACCCUUUUGCUGCUAUUUCAGGCUCUGAGCAGUAAGCAGAAAUGAAGCUGGUCUGGUGGCUGUCCCUCCUCCUGGUCUUUUGGGGCUCGUUUCUGGUGGAUGGAGGGAAAACUCCCGGCCCUCCCCGGGUCCUCACCCAAAACGGAGAACUCCAAGGACAGCGGAUCAGGGUGCGAGGAGCUGAGAGGGAUGUGGAGGUUUUCCUCGGAAUUCCCUACGCAAAAUCCCCAAUUGGAUCUUUGCGGUUUUCCCCUCCGCAACUGGCAGAACCCUGGACUGGUCUCAGAGACGCAACUUCUUACCCACCCAUGUGCCUGCAGGAUCCGCUGGUGGGACAAGCUCUCUCAGAUGCCUUUGCUAACUCAGGGCAAAGGAUCUCCUUGCGCAUCGCGGAGGACUGCUUGUACCUGAACGUCUACGUGCCGGCCCAAACUCCUAAGGCAGAGCCGUUACCAGUGAUGGUCUGGAUCCAUGGUGGAGGACUUCUGCUGGGCGCAGCGUCCACAUAUGAUGGGUCUGUUUUGUCUGCUUACGAAAAUGUAGUGGUGGUGGCGAUCCAGUACCGCUUGGGCAUUCUUGGGUUUUACAGCACUGGAGAUGAGCAUGCUCGAGGGAACUGGGGCCUGCUGGAUCAAGUGGCAGCUCUGCAGUGGAUCCAGGAGAACAUUGCAAAUUUUGGGGGUGAUCCGGGAUCAGUUACCAUAUUUGGGAAUUCAGCAGGUGGAUUCAGCUCUUCUGCCCAUGUGUUAUCCCCUCUGUCCAAAGGCUUGUUCCACAAAGCAAUUUCAGAAAGUGGUGUUGCUGUAAUAGACGUGGUGUUCCAUGCCCAUCCAGAAAAGCUGGCUAAGAAAAUUGCUGGAUCAAUUAGCUGCCCUACCUCCAGUUCGGCUGAGAUGGUUCGCUGCCUCAGGGGGAAAACAGAGAGUGAAAUCUUAUUGGCUACUCUGAAGAUGGAUUUUACCCGGCUGCAUCUGGGUGGAGAAGAACAGCAUAUUAUCCUUUUCCCUGCAGUAGUUGACGGUCAAUUUUUUCCGAAGAGUCCCAGAGAGCUCUUAGCAGAAAAAAACUUCAAUAAUCUUCCAUACAUCAUUGGGGUGAAUGAUGAUGAAUUUGGGUGGAUUCUUCCUCAGCUUCUCCAGUUUCCAGACUUCACGAAGGGACUUGACAGAGAGACCGUGAAUCUCCUGCUACGCAGCUCAGAGCAACUCACAAGAGUGGCUCCUCAGGAUCUCCCUCUGGUUGCUGAUGAAUAUCUCCAGGAUCUGCAGAACCCGGUACAACUCCGAGAUCAAUUCCUGGCUUUAUUGAGGGAUGCCGUAUUCCUUGCUCCAGCCAUUCUUACUGCCAGGCAUCACCGAGCCUUCAGGUGCAGACUUUCGGAGUUUGCUACCCUCCAAUUUUCUGACAGUAGUUUACAAUCAGGAAACCAUCCCCCCAAAAUGGACAUAUCCAGGAGGGCAAAGAAGGGUUGGGGCUUGGGAGCUGAUGCUGGCUAUCCGGCCUAUGUUUAUGAAUUGCAGCAUCGUUCGAGUGAACACAGCAGCCUUAGGCCAGACUUUGCUAAAGUGGAUCAUGGGGAUGAAAUUGCUUUUGUCUUUGGAAAGCCCUUCUUCACAGGGCCAGCAUGUCAGAGUUCUGCUUCUCCUCUCUGUCGUCAUCCUGCCUUCUUCUGGAGGAGCAGGACCCAGAUCUCUGCUCUGGCUGGAGGUUCAGAUCCAAAAGGGCCCGGGGAAUAUCUGGUGUCCAUCCAGACUAUCGUCCCACACGAGGCCUUUGACGAGAUAACCCUGGUGCACAAUAUCGCUCUGCUGGAGACAAGCACUCCGCUCCAUUUCAGCGUGACCGUGCAGCCCAUCUGCUUCCCCACCCCGGACUUCCCAGGGGCAACGCUGAAGAAAUGCUUUGUGGCCGGCUGGCCGGAGCCUCAAGGAGGGACUGGUCCUCUGCAGAAACUCUCGGUGGAAGAUGUCGACCCCUGCCCCUUGCACAGAACGGUCAGCACGGAGUGUUGCAGCCAUCGGGAAGGUGACCGAGCGCCUGGAUGCCUGGGCUCAGCCGGCAACCCGGUCCUGUGUGAGGCGGACGGAAGGUGGGUGCUGAAGGGCCUGCUGAGCGAAGGGGGUGCCAGAUGCUAUGGGCCCUUUCUCUACAGCCGGCUCAUCUACUACAGUGACUGGAUUGUGGCCACCAUGGCCAAAGGGAGGGCCCCAGCAUCCCCCUUUCCUGGCCAAAGGCAUCCAGCCUUUAGGGGCCCAGCGGAGGAACAGGCGGGGCGGCUGUUUGAACCCUUUUUGGUGCUGAGAGCCCUGAAUGUCUCCAAUGUUUCAGAAGACCCCCUUAGCCUGAACCUUUCGGAGGAGCUGGGUGAGGGCAUCCAGCCAGAAGGGCCCCCCGAGGCACGAGCAAACCCUCCAGUCUACUAUGACUACUAUGGGGGGGAGCUGCUCGCCAUCUCUUCCACAAAGAUCAGCCAACCACGGGGGCUGCGGGGUCUUCUCUGCAUGGGCUUCCUGCUGCACCUCCUGGCUUCAUGAACUGCUGGCCAACCAGACUAUUCCUGGGCCCCCGAGAUCAGAUUUCUCUUGGGAGAUCCUUUUAUCCUCCUUGGUCUUCUUGCCUUGAGAAGUUGGGAGAUCAUGAGAGGGAAGAACACAAAGCAUCAACCCUGGGAAGUUUCAUGAAAGCCUGUCUUUGCGUGCCUCAUGCAGGGCUUUGACCCCAUGGCCACAGCUAGGUGUCCCCAUCCAUUAAAUCCUUUUAUUGUCCUAUUAUUAAUGAGAUGUGCCUUUACUUGAGCUUUCAGCCAGGACGGAGAGCUGCCUGCUGCUAAACUGGGACCAGGGGUGCAAAAAGCCAUGUUAUAUCUGCGCCCCCUGAGCCAGGCCCCCUGCCAGAAAGUGACUUGGAAAGUGAGGGGGAAGGGCUAUCAGGACUUAUCUCUGGAGCACUGGCUCCUCUGGCUCAGCUCCAGGAGCCAGAGGCAGGCCAGGUAGAGGAGAUAAUGAGGCCUCCAUCCCCUGACUCUCCCUCCCAGGCCACGCCUCCAGACCCGGCUGCUGGCAAUCAGGCCUGGCUAGAUCCCAGGUUUCGGAGAUACAAGAGGCGGCUACAACAAAGGAAGGGGUGUGGCAGGCCUAGAGAGUGCUGAGUCACGGAGACACACCCCAGAGAGUAUAAAAGCUGCUCUUCUGCUCCGUGACAAGCAAAAAUUGAGCUGAACUCUUUGACUCGUGGAGAAUUGAGCUGAACAUUCAGCCUGGAUUGCUGACUUCCUGGUUGCCCGGCAACCCCAAGAUAAGGGAGACUUUGGCAGGCAGCUGCAGAUUCCCUGCCAAAACUGAUAGCAGCCGUGAACUCAAUUACUGGCUCAUUUAGCCAGCUCGCGUGGCUGAGGCGAGGAGGGGACAGAACACCAUCCCUCCCAUGGUCCCCAAAGGUGGAGAUUCCUGUGACACCUUGUACCAAUUAUGGAUUUGGUCCAUGACUUUUCACUUUUAGGGCAUAACUCUGAGCUGCAACCUCAUGCCUGAGAUGUUUGGAUUUUUCCCCUGAUCUCUGGAUUUUAAAACAUCUCUUGCCUAAUGAAAUUCUGGAGAACAAACUCCUCCAUGGGGGGGUCCUUGGUGCUCCCUGAGCUUGGCUGUUUGCUUGCAGAUGUUUCCAUUACCCAAACUCAUUUCAACCCUGAGCUACAAAUAUUCUCCUUCAAUGCAACUCUUCCAUCUUCUUGGAAUGCCAAUUUGGUUAGAUGACCUGUAAAGCAGAGGUGAAAUUCAGCCGGUUUUAUCCGGCUCGGGUGAACUGGUAGCGGCUGCUGCGAGAGGCUCCGCCCACCCACAAGGACAUCAUGAUGUCACUUUUUUGUGACAUUUUAAACCUCUGUGCAUGCGCAGGCAGCUUUGUGUAUGCGUGGAUGACGGCGCACACGAGUGAAGCGAGCACACACAUGGCAUAAGCACAUUUGUGAACCGUUUAGGGAAGGUAAGUGAAUUUCACCUCUGCUGUAAAGGCACCUUUGGCUGCCAUCUCUGCCCUCCUGUUCAGCAGAGUGCCCUUUAGCACAUGUCACUGAACCUGUCUGCAGAUGCCCAAAGGCUGCACCUGGGUGUUUGUGCCACUGUUCUCCAGCAAUUAGAAAACAAAUCAGAAACACAGUCUAGCAACAUAUAUUUUUAAAUGAAGUUUUUAAGUGGGGUUUAGUUGGAGUUUCUAGUACGUAGAACGAUCAGUGGAACAGCUUGUCUUCAGAAGAUGUGGGUUUCCCAAUAUUGGGACUUUUAAGAAGAGAACGGACAACCAUUUGUCCCGAAUGUUAUAGGGUCUCCUGCUAGCAGGGGGUUGGACCAGGGGUGAAAUGUAAAAUUUGUUACUACCAGUUCUGUGGGCGUGGCUUGGUGGUGGUGGGUUAAUGUGACUGGGUGGGCUUUUUUUAAUCUUUUAAAAGCAUUUUUUUAAAACCUCUUCGGCUGAAGAGGUUGCAGAAAAAAUGCUUUUAAAGGGUUCUGACGAUCCCAGCUGAGCCGCGAGAUCAUCAGAGACAUUUUUUUUACUUUUAAAAGCAUUUUUUCAGCCAAAGAAAAAAUGCUUUUAAAAGUUAAAAAAACCCCAACCUCUAAUGAUCACGCAGCUCAGCUGGGCAUGGGGGAGGCAGGGAUUUUUGCUACCAGUUCUCUGAACCAUCUGCCGCCAUCGCUACCGGAUCAGGUGAUCUGGUCCGAACCGGGAGCAUUUCACCCCUGGGUUGGACUAGAAGACCUCCAAGGUCCCUUUCAGCCCUGUGAUUCUUAUAGAAGCCAAGAGCUACAGGACAGAAAGUCCUGGGAUUUCUCUGCUUGGCACUGUUGCCCUUCUUAGGGCAGCCCUGGGAGCUGGAGGUUUGGGGGGUGCUAUCUCUGCGGUCCAUUUGGGUCUUAAGGGGUUAGGCUUGACCCUGCUCAUGUCCAAAAGACCAGGAGGGAGGAGAUGCAGCCCCCAUUUUCUUUCUUGCAUCCAUGCUCUGCACCCUCUUCCUCAAGGGCACCAGGUGGCUCAUCUGAUGCAGCUGAAGGUCAUGGGGUUGGGGGGUUGGGAAAGGGAUGGACUAGUUGCCUUUCAUUUCUGAUUGUAAAUUCCUAAUGAAUCCACUUGCAUUUAUUCUCAGACCUUUGGUCAGAUAUUUUCUUUGUACAGGCCAAGAAAAAAUGGGGUUAUAUAACUCUAUAAGUUUUUCAAUUCAACAUUUCUUUGCAUUCUCAUAUUUUAGCUUUUUUCCCCAUUUCAACAUGUUUAACUUAUGACAUGUAAAUUUAAAACAUGCAUCUCCUGCUGAAGAUUUCUCACCAUGAAAUUUCACACAAGAUUUUAAAUAUUCCGGACACUUUUCGAUGCUGCCUCCAACCUACCAGUUUUGUUUUGUUUUAGUGUUUCUCCACAGAAAAGUAGCCUGUGCUGGAAAGUUCUGACCCAGGAUGGUAUCCUCGGACAAUGUUGACAACUGUAGACCUCACCCCAUUCCUAAGAGGUCUGUAAGAGGCGUACAUAAGCACACCGAUGUGCCUACUGUCCCUGUCCUAAUGGUCCCUUUUUUUUGUACCGAUUUCGUGUAUUCUUAAUCAUGUUUAUACUUUUAUCUGUUAUCUUAUCUAUGCUUGACAAAAUAAAUAAAUUGUGGA